GCCGGUUUGAUUUGGUGUUUAGGAUAACGAAGAGCAUGGACGGGGAACUUCUAGAUCGCCCUGAUUUAGCAGCAGAGACUAGCUUUGACGUACUGUUAUAUAUCUACGAUUUAUCUAAGGAACUUGCCAAAUCUUUCAAGAAGAUAUUAAAAGGUAAACCUUUACCUGGUAUCUGGCAUACAGGUUUAGUUGCUUACGGACGAGAAUACUAUUUCUGUUCAUCUGGAAUUGAGAGCUGCCGCCCGGGGGAGACGAUACUAGGUGAACCAGAUCAGAUUUUGACUCUUGGUAAAACAGAGCUUCCAUACAGUGUCUUUCUAGAGUACAUCUUCGCACUCGGAGAGAGUACUUACAGACCUGGUUCCUACAACUUGUUGGAGCACAACUGCAAUUGCUUUAGUCAGGAAGUCUGUCAGUUUUUGACCGGAGGUCCGAUCCCAUCAGAAAUACGAGAUUUGCCACAGGAAAUCUCAGGAAGCAAGAACUUAAGCAACGCUUUGAAGGAAUACUUUGAUAAAUUAAGUCUCAGAGCUGAAGGAUCUCGAGGAAUAAGCUUUGGUCCAGCAGGACGGAUUGCUGAAGAGCACAGGAACGGCCACGCACCCCCUGAAAGCAAGCCCCAAAACGGAGCGAAAAGGAAGAAAUCAUCUGCUUCCAUCCAAGCACUAGAUAGAACAGCAGUGAACGGCUCUGCGACAUCUUCCCAACAACAGGCACCUUCUCAACAGCAAAAGCCAGCUCCCGAGCAACUUCAGCAACAAAAGAUCGUAUCUGAGCAGCCUCAGCAACAGAAACCAGUACUCGAGCAACCGCAGCAACAAGAGGAAUCACCUGAACAGCAGCAAAUGGCUCAAUCUCCAGAAGCUCCAGAACCGAGAAUAAAUGGAGAUGACAGAAACACAAUUUCCACUGGAGAAAGUCAACAAACUGCACAGGUUAAUGCCGACACGACUCCAGUGGUAAACAGUGAAAUUCCAACUAGACAGACAGAAGACGGGGAAGAAAAUCAAUCAACAUAUACUCCCAGAAGAGCUAGAAGAUACGAUGAUCCACCAAUUUUUUUCCCAGAUGUUGAUGGUCCUAACACAUUAAAACGGCUUCUGGAAAUGCUGGAAGGCAAACUGAGUAGCGAAGAGAAGAGAAAUUUGGAUGAAAUUAUGGAAUACUUGACAACGGAUGGUGGUGCAUGGGCUCUCGGAACGCCACAUUUGGAUACAAUUAGUCGGCUUCUUAAUGAUCGCACUCUUCCCGAAGAAGUUCCUAUUCUGACUUUGAAAGUUAUGCAGGCUGCUGCAUUAAAAGAAGAUGUUAUCUUGCUUUUACAUCAAGAUCGAGAAAAGCAUCACCUUAUGAGUUAUUUUUAUCGCAUAGAAUUGUUACCAGAGGACGAACAGACUGAAAUCGCUGCCUUGAUGUGUAACCUGUGCUCUAACGGUAGCAGUUACGACUGGUUGACGUACAUUUCCGAGUGGGAAGAAGACGGCAGGCCUUGUAGUAACAGCCGAGUGACGGUCCGUGUUGCCGUUCACGCCCUCUUAUCACAGAGACCAGAUAUAAGAGAUCGAGGAUGCGCCUUGGUUUUCAAUUUGGCACUCAAGAAAGAACUGUUUGAUGAUAUUGCCACAGAGUUAGCUAUGGCCGUGCUUCAGUUCCUACAGUCUCAGCUUUCAGAAGAGCUACUGUUCCAAAGUCUUACUGCCUUGCUGAGAUUUAUGUGCAUAAGCUAUAAUGAGGUUCCAGCUUUAAUGAAGAUGCUGGGACCUGAUACUGAACCUUUCCGUACAGUCUCCGCUCGCGUGGAACCUUUAGUAGAGGAAAUCCAAAUGAAGCUCAAAGUUUCUCGUUGAAAUAUUUGCUUUGUACUUGUUUUCACAAUAAAAUGUUAUUUCCAAAACUU
This is a messenger RNA of Stegodyphus dumicola, 1897 nucleotides long. RefSeq lists its product as uncharacterized. Gene Ontology annotation, molecular function: peptidase activity. NCBI's taxonomy places the organism in Eukaryota, Metazoa, Arthropoda, Arachnida, Araneae, Eresidae. The record is from RefSeq and is a predicted model, not a curated record. Gene Ontology annotation, biological process: protein modification by small protein removal.